AUGCCUCAGCACUACGAGUACGAGGAAUACGUGAGAACCCGGAGGGAGUCUCCUCGCAGGGACCGUGAUCACUCACCAGAGUAUCGUUCUGGCGGCGGCAGCGCUCGGCAGCGUGAAGACAAUCCCCGCGGCUCCAAUAAUACAUUUGUUCGCGAGGUCAUGACCCUGGAGCAUCCUCAGGAUUCUCGUCCUCGCUCGGUCCCGCCACUGGACCCCCAUCAAAUGGCCCGCCGCCGCUCCCCUUCGCCUGAUCUAUACUACCAGUCACGGUCCCCAUCCCGUGCUCCAAGUGGCCGUCGCCAUCGUAGAGACUCCUCCUCCUCGCAGGUCUCGCGCCGCCGGGACCGCUCAGAGAGUCCCAUGACCCGCGCCAAGUCUACCAUCGACGACAGUUUUACACGAUCCACCACCGGUAUUGGCGCUAGUAUUCUGGGCGCCGUUGCGGGUGGCUUGGCCGCCCGACAAGCUGGUGAAGUCCUUGCUCGUCGUUCGCGGGAGAAGGAGGGUGGCCGUCGUCGGAGUGAUGCUGAGAAAGAUGACCGCAUUCGCCUUGCCUCGACCAUCAUUGGUGCUGCCAUUGGCGGGUUGGGUGCCAAUGCCAUUGCCAACCGAUAUGAGGAUUCUCGCGAGCGUGGCCGCAGCCAUCAAGAUCCCUGGGAGGACCGCUGGGGCUCUCGCGAAGCGCUGCCACCCUAUGAGUCUGCUGGUCGCGAUGACCCUCGAAGCAGCCGCAGGGGCCUCCCCGAACCUGAAUAUGAAGAUGACCACGUCUAUGAUAGGCGGCGGGGCUAUGACGAUGAUCCACGUCGCGAUGAUGCUCGAUCAGUGGACUCCCGAUCACGGUACGACGAUGUCCCGCGCCGUGAUACUGGCCGACCGAUGGAUCCUCAACCACGAUACGACGAUUCCAGACGUUUUGAUGACGGCUAUGAGACUAGACGCUACGAUGACCGAUACUAG
Molecule: messenger RNA, 960 nt
Organism: Clonostachys rhizophaga
Lineage: Eukaryota; Fungi; Ascomycota; Sordariomycetes; Hypocreales; Bionectriaceae
Source: the annotation of a GenBank genome assembly